This is a messenger RNA of Beauveria bassiana ARSEF 2860, 972 nucleotides long. RefSeq names its product AT DNA binding protein. NCBI's taxonomy places the organism in Eukaryota, Fungi, Ascomycota, Sordariomycetes, Hypocreales, Cordycipitaceae. The coding region runs from base 1 to 972 and encodes 323 amino acids. The transcript is spliced from 4 exons. Gene Ontology annotation, cellular component: nucleus. The record is from RefSeq and is a predicted model, not a curated record.
AUGUCUGCACGCAAGCGCACCAACUCUGUCGCCGAUAAUGCAGACGAGCCGCCCAUCGCCAAGCGGCGCUCGUCGCGACAAGCCGCAGUAGCAGCAGCAGCAGUUACGGCGUCCAAAGCCGCCUCAGUAGAGACGGACACGGCAGUCAAGUCGGACAUGAAGAAGCAGAAGCAGCCUGUCAAAUCGUCGUCAGCCCCGAGCAAGGCUCUCAAAAAGGCAAAGACUGGCGGCGGAAAGGGCAAGCAGGAGGAGGAACAGGAGGCAGCGCCGCAGCCGGUCAAGACCCUGAAAAAGGCAGCGGGCAAAUCGGGCAAGAAGCAGAGUAAGGCCGAGGCUGCGGCGGCGGCGGCGGCCGAGGGGCAAGAGGACGGCCGGACAGGGUCGGAGGAUCCGGACGUGGAUGCGAUACCGGCCGUGAAUCCGGACGCGCCCAAGCACGAGGGCGAGUGGUACUGGCUGAUGAAGGCGGAGCCGGAGACGCGCAUGGAGAAUGGGCACGAUGUGCGCUUCUCGAUUGAUGAUUUGAGGGCCAGGACAAAGCCCGAGGGCUGGGACGGUAUUCGCGCGUAUCCCGCGCGUAAUAAUAUGAGAAAUAUGAAUGUGGGCGACAAGGCCUUCUUUUACCACUCCAACUGCAAAGAGCCUGGCAUUGUCGGCAUCAUGGAGAUUGUCAAGGAGUUUUCCGAGGACAAGAGCGCCAGACGUCCCGGAACGCCCUAUUACGACCCUUCCUCAACCAAGGACAAGCCCAAGUGGGAUCUGGUGCACGUUGAAUUUCGGAAAAAGUUUGCCGUGCCCAUCUACCUCAAGGAGCUGCGCAAACUGGGUGAAGCGGGCGGGCCACUGGCGGAAAUGCAGAUGCUCAAGCUGGGACGGCUGAGCGUGAGCAAGGUGAGCGCGGGGGAGUGGAGGGCGCUGUGUGAGUUGGCGGAUGAAAAGGCAAAGGAGGCGGGUUUAAAACACGAGGAAUAA